Messenger RNA from Lycium ferocissimum, 2988 nucleotides. RefSeq lists its product as uncharacterized. The record is from RefSeq and is a predicted model, not a curated record. Lineage: Eukaryota; Viridiplantae; Streptophyta; Magnoliopsida; Solanales; Solanaceae. The transcript has 6 exons. Bases 1 to 2988 code for a protein of 995 amino acids. Gene Ontology annotation, molecular function: RNA-DNA hybrid ribonuclease activity; nucleic acid binding.
AUGGAACCUUUUCAGAAUUGCAGACAUCUUCAAAAGUACAAAACAAGGCUGGGUAUGGAAACAACAUUAGCUAAUGUUAAUGGGAAGAUCUGGUCUAUAUCAGUUAGCAGCUACCAUGCAAUUACCUUGGAUGGUGGGAGAGAUUUUAAUGUCAUCUUAUCAGAGGAGGAAAAACUGGGUGGAUUACCAGUUACCUUGGAUGAAUGUGAGGAUUUUGCCUUUUGUAUUAACUCUUGUGAACUGUUUGACUUGGGUUACAAAGGGAGUCUUUUUACUUGGUGGAAUGGGAGAUCAGCAGAGGACUGCAUAUUUAAAAGACUGGACAGAAUAUUGGUUAACUCCAGUUUUCAGGAAAUUUUCCCUCAGAUUGAAGUUGAACACCUUAUCAGAACAGGGUCAGAUCAUGCACCAUUACUAUUAUCUUGUGGAGAAGAAGCUGUUAAUGUCAUAAAACCAUUCAGGUUUUUGAAUUUUUGGGUUCAACAUGAGGACUUCAAGGAUUUGGUUAUGCAGAAUUGGAAGACUGAUGUUGUAGGGUCACCAUUCCUAACUUUCAAGAACAAAUUAAAGAACUUGAAGAAAGCUUUAUCAGUAUGGAGUAGAGAAACAUAUAGGGACAUUUUCAAGGAGUUGGCAAUAAGGGAAGAAGUCGUGAAGAUUAAAGAAAAAUUGUUUGAAGAAGAUCCAAGCAUUGUUAAUAGAAUUGUCCUCCAAAAAGCUCAAGCAGAACUGAAAAAAUACUUGAGCUUGGAAGAACAAUAUUGUAAGCAGAAAGCAGGAUUUACAUGGUUCUCAGAAGGAGAAAUAAAUACUAGUUUUUUUCAUAAUUAUGUUACUGGAAAAAGGAAGAAACUACAGCUGAAUAGAAUUCAAAAUGGAGAUGGGACAUGGUUAGAUUCAACAACCCUCAUUGCUCAGGAGGCAGUGAAUUUCUAUCAAAACCAAUUCACUCAGGAAGGAGAACCUGAUAAUUUUGACAUACUGCAACAUGUACCAUCUAUGGUGACUCAUGAACAAAAUAUGAAAGUUUGUUCAUAUACAUCAUUGGAGGAGGUAAAAGAGGCUGUGUUUGCUUUGAGUGGAGAAAGUGCUAGUGGUCCUGAUGGUUUUACAGGUGUUUUCUAUCAAAAAUGUUGGGAUAUUAUUAAAAAUGAUGUUUAUGGUAUUAUCCUAUCUUUCUUUGAUGGAAAUGAUCUACCAAAGUCCAUUACUCAUACUAAUUUGGUCUUAAUUCCCAAGAAACAACCAGUUCAGUCUUUUUCAGAUUUAGGACCAAUUAGUCUUUCCAAUUUCAUCAACAAGGUGAUUUCUAGAGUUGUUCAUGGAAGGAUGGAAAAAAUCAUAACAUCAUUGAUUUCUCCCAAUCAGUCAGGUUUUGUGAAAGGGAGAAGUAUAUUUGAGAACAUCUUACUCACUCAGGAGAUAGUUUCAGAUAUUAGAAUUAGAGGUAAACCUGCAAAUGUUGUUAUCAAACUAGAUAUGGCUAAGGCAUAUGAUAGAGUUUCAUGGAAAUACUUACUUCAUGUGUUGAGAAGAAUGGGAUUUGCAGAACACCUAAUCAAUUUGAUCAGAAGUCUGAUUAGUAACAAUUGGUAUUCAAUACUCUUGAAUGGUCAAGCUACAGGGUUUUUCAAGUCAACUAGAGGUGUAAAGCAAGGAGAUCCUUUGUCCCCAGCUCUUUUUCUAUUAUCAACAGAGUUGUGGUGGAGAUUCAGAACUACUGCAACUAUGUGGGCAAAUUUUAUGUGGAACAAAUAUUGCAAAAAAUUGAUUCCUACUUUGGUUCAGUGGAAGGGAGGAACACAAGUUUGGAAGAAAAUGCUAGAAAUGAGAGAAGCAGUGGAGCAUGAAAUAUGGUGGGAAGUCAAAGGAGGAUAUACUAAUGUGUGGUAUGAUAACUGGACCAAGCUGGGAGCAUUGCAUCUUGUGGUUCUUAUAGAUUACCCUAUUAAUGAAGAUCUGGUUGAUGUGAUUGACUUAAUAGAAGGGGUUAGUUGGAAAGAUGAGUUACUACAUCAAUUUUUCCCUACUGAUAUUGUAGAGCAUAUUAAAUCAGAAAUACCCAUUGAUCAGAUGCAAGGAACUUGGGAUAGACCAUGGUGGAUGCCAACAAGUACAGGAAAAUUUACAGUGAAUAGUGCAUGGAACAUUUUGAGGCAUAGGGAACAGGAACAUGAGGAGUAUAAGCACAUGUGGAUUAAAGGGAUACCAUUUAAAAUCUCUUUUUUCCUAUGGAGACUUUGGAAAUUCAAACUGCCAACAGAUGAUAUUCUACAGAGAAUGAGAAUUCCCAUAGUAUCUAGAUGUUAUUGUUGUGUUAACCCUCAACAGGAAACAAUUCAACAUUUAUUUCUAACUGGUUCAUUUGCUUCUGAAGUGUGGAAAGUGUUUAAAAAUGCAGCAUGGUACAGAUUCACCAGUCCCAGCUAUGAUUACUUGGGAACUUUGGAAGAGGAGGAACAGAAUCAAACAUGGAGGAAGAAAGGAUACAGACCCCUGAUAUGCACUAAAACAGUUUACUGGAAAUUCCCCUUUGAGAGGUGGUAUAAGUGUAACACUGAUGGAGCAUCUAGGGGGAACCCAGGGCCUAGUUCAUAUGGUUUUUGUGUGAGAGAUUGGAAUGGAGAUUUAGUUUACGCACAAUGCCAGAAAAUUGGACAAAGCAACAAUGUGAUAGCAGAAGCAAGAGCAAUUCUAGAGGGUUUAAAAUAUUGUGUGGAAAAGGACCUGCAUCCUCUAAUCAUGGAGACUGAUUCUUUAAUGAUGAAGAACAUAGUUGAAGGAAAGUGGGAGGCUCCUUGGUGUAUUAUCACAAUGGUGGAUAGACUAAAAAGGCUGAUGGAGGGAUUUCAUGUACAUCAAGGUUCACUUCUUUUUUCUGAUUUGCCUAGUGCAGGGAGGAAAUUACUUAAUCUAGACAAGCAUCAGGUCCCUCAGUUAAGAUUCAGGAAUGGCAAAAAUACUGGAUACAGUGAUAUGCAAGAUUGA